AUGAGACUAUUGAUCUAUACUGCUUUGUGUGGGCUGAUCCAACGAGCUGUUGGAACAUGGACUCCCAUCGCCGCUCUCUCGUGGGCACCGUCUCAGAUCUCGGUGUUCUUCAACGCCAAUGGCAUCCUCCGGCGCAAAUACUACACAAGCCGUAGCGGUUGGCAACCUUUUGAAGGUCGUUUCGAGAGGCUGUCUUCCAAGAUUGGCUGGCUGUCGCGGCCCACUGCAGUUUCUUGGGGUGAGAAUCGUGGCGACGUCUUCCUCUACGACGAUAACGGACGAACCUUGCACAAAUACUGGGAUGGCACUACUUGGCAUCCACAAGGCCUCGAACAACUAGCAUCCAGCUCAGAGAAUCGUACCUUCGGCGGCAGAUUGAGUGCUGCUUCUUCGGGCAAGGACAGGCUUGACGUUGUGGAUAUGAUUGUCAACAAUUCGCACACUUACGUUGGCGACUACGUACACCUCUACUGGGAUGGCCAUGAAUGGAACGGGUGGAAAGACUGGAGCGAGAAGGGAGUCGCAUUCUCUUCACCUCCUUCUAUCGUUUCUUGGGGUCCGGACAGAUUUGAUGUCUUCGGUGUAGAUGCUAAUCAAACCGUCCGGCACAAGUAUUGGGACGGCAAGAAGUACAACGAUGGCUGGGAAUUGCUCGAUCGGUCGACUUGCGAUGGUGAAGAGAAUAAUUGCGAUCCUCCAGACGGCUUCAAAUCUGAUUCAGUCACUGCAUCUUCCUGGGGACCUGGACGCUGGGAUGUGUGGGCAGUCGGUAAUGAUGCCCAGCUCUGGCAUACAUAUUGGGAUGGGAGCAGCAUCAAGCCUUGCGAGCCCCUCGGCGGCAGCUUCGAAGCUGCAUCGCAAGUCCUUCACUGGUCUCAAGAUCGAAUCGACAUCGUCGUCUUUGGAGGCACCGAGGGAGAUCCGUACUUGUACAAGUAUGGCUACUGGGACGGCUCUCACUGGCACUGGAAGCCGAGUGCCGAAGACUGGAUCAAGAAAGAUAUCGACGGCGGAUUUGAUAGGGGUAGAACGACGGUCAAGAUUCCGCUCAGCCUUCGCGUACAGAUCAAUGUAUUUGCAGGAGCGCUCUACUUCUCCUCGUUCGACGAAUACGUCGAGACAUGCAAGUUCCUUGGGGUGGUCUCGUUCCCCGCUAAGACAGGCUGGGGUAGUCGAUACCGACGGUUCCAUUCGGGAAGAUGGUCAACGUCUCAAUGGCAGCAAUAA
This is a messenger RNA of Zasmidium cellare ATCC 36951, 1227 nucleotides long. RefSeq lists its product as uncharacterized. Lineage: Eukaryota; Fungi; Ascomycota; Dothideomycetes; Mycosphaerellales; Mycosphaerellaceae. Bases 1 to 1227 code for a protein of 408 amino acids. The record is from RefSeq and is a predicted model, not a curated record. The transcript is spliced from 2 exons.